Molecule: messenger RNA, 2925 nt
Organism: Schistocerca americana (American grasshopper)
Lineage: Eukaryota; Metazoa; Arthropoda; Insecta; Orthoptera; Acrididae
Product: E3 ubiquitin-protein ligase AMFR-like
Exons: 10
Coding region: 151-2004 (617 amino acids)
Biological process (GO): protein K48-linked ubiquitination; endoplasmic reticulum unfolded protein response; ubiquitin-dependent protein catabolic process
Cellular component (GO): endoplasmic reticulum; cytosol; ubiquitin ligase complex
Molecular function (GO): ubiquitin protein ligase activity; ubiquitin binding
Source: RefSeq, a predicted model, not a curated record
UGGCGCGCGAGUCCGCUGCGUCUGUAUGGAGGGGGUAAAUCCGGCAUAGCAUCGCCCGGCUUGGGCGUCUGUAUGACGAAAGAAACGCAGUACUGUUGAAGUGCCUGUGGCAAGAGUGUCGCGAACGGGAAGAGGGUGGUGUGAUUAACAAUGCCGGUGGUGCUGCUGGACCGCUUACCGCUGCCAAGUUUGCGAGCUUACACUUUUAUUAGCUUAUUACUUGUGUCGUGUUCCGUGUAUUAUGCUGUGCAAGUUACAUCUGAUCCCAAGUGGAGAGCAAAUGCGACGCUGGCAAGUGAAGGGACUGGUGAAACACCCAGUGACACCGUGGAAAGAACUGUGGAGGAACCUAACUUGACCUUAUUCCAGUACCUGACGCAGUUGGUGGUGUUUAUGGUGCAAGAGCCACUUUGCAUAUGGACGCUGAUAAACAUGGCGUACUGCGUGCUGAUCCUAGUGGGCAAGGUGAUCCAGAGGCUGGUGUUCGGCGAACUCCGCGUCUCCGAGCAGCAGCACAUCAAGGACAAGUUCUGGAAUUUUGUCUUCUACAAGUUCAUAUUCGUCUUCGGCGUCAUCAACGUGCAGUAUAUGGAUGAAGUGGUGCUCUGGUGCGCCUGGUUUUCCGUCCUCGGUUUCCUGCACUUGCUCGCGCAGCUUUGCAAGGACCGCUUCGAAUACCUCUCAUUUUCACCAACUACACCAACAUGGAGCCACUUCCGCUUGCUGGCGCUUUUGCUUGGCAUCUUGAUGCUGUCUGGUGUCCUGUUCAUAGUCUGCAUACUUGUUGGCUUUUUUGGCAGUGGUCUCAACACCUUUGCGUUCAUGGUUGCAGAGUGCAUACAACUGACAGUUCAGACACUGCACACAGUGCUGCGGUACUGCCUGCACUUGUACGACCUCCGGGGGAGUGGAGCUGGUACAGGUGGUAGCGGCUCUGCAGAAGGCUUUGGAGAGGCAAGAGUGUGGGAACGGCGUGGCCCUGCUGCUUACUAUGCGCAGCUCAUAUUUGAACUGGCAGCACUUGUCGUAGACUUGUUACACCAUCUGCACAUGUUGCUCUGGUCAAAUAUUUUCCUUUCAAUGGCAUCACUUGUCAUCUGUAUGCAGCUGCGUUACCUCGGCCAUGAAAUCCAACGAAGACUCAAGAGACAUCGAAACUACCUGUGGGUGCUUAGACACAUGCAGCAGAACUAUCCUAUGGCAACACCAGAAGAGCUUGCCGAAAAUUCUGACAACUGUGCAAUCUGCUGGGAGAAGAUGGAAUCUGCAAGGCGUCUGCCGUGUUCUCAUCUCUUUCACAAUUCUUGUUUGCAGUCGUGGCUGGAGCAAGAUACUUCAUGUCCAACAUGCAGACUGGCUUUGAGCAUACAGGGUCCAUCUGAUGGCGGUAGUCGCAACCAGAUGGAACUUGUUCCUCCUGAUAACACUCCUGCCACAAGGAGACAGCCAAACAACCACUUCUUCCACUUUGAUGGUUCACGAUAUGUAUCGUGGCUGCCUAGCUUUUCGGUUGAAGUGACACAUACCAUAUUGAUGAGGCCUGAUCAGAGGCCACUCCCUGCUCAGACAUCACAGUUAGAUUCUAUGGCAUUGCAGGUACAACAGCUAUUUCCAAACAUGCCACUCCCAACAAUUGUGGAGGACUUGCAGGUUACUCGGUCUGUUGAACUGACAGUUGAAAAUAUCCUUGAUGGGAGGCUUGUGGCACCAUUGCAGCCGGCAGCAUCACAAACACCUGCUAUUGAGCCUUCCCCACCAGUCUCUGCUCCACUGCAUCAUACGUUUAGGGAGGACGAUGAUCAUCCUCAUAGGUGGCUGUGUGGCAGUAGUGGUAUGCCGGACAUAGCACUCUCAGGGGGCCGCUUCUCAAAAUCUCCAACUGAGCGGGAGCGAAUUUUACGUCUACGCAAGGAACAAUUACUGAACACUGCGCGCCGUCGUUACAUAGAGAGGCGAGGAGGAUCGAGUGCGUCGCACAGCGCUGGCUCCAGUGGUAGCACCUGACGGGUAUUCGGAGCCACGGGGGUCGGUGCACGGGCCACUGUCCCGGGUGUCUCAAAUGCUCGACUGCUGAGAGCAAGGGCUGGGCUCGUGGCAGCAGAGCGUAUGCGGCACACCUUCUCCUGCAGGCUCUCUGUUAUGACCCCACCUCCGCCCUAGGUAGUCGUGUACUUCAUGCACUGAAAAGGAACUGAUGGACUUGGUUAGAAAAUGGAAAGUGGCCACUCACAUUUACAGUGACUGGUUACUCAUUUUAAAAAUGAACUAACUUUCUAAAAUGUAAAAUUUCAUGUGGUGCUUCUUUUAAAUGCAGCAGAUUUUUCAACAAGUAAAAAAAUUUCUUUAUUAGCAGUAGUUAUGAGGGGAUGUAUUGAACUGCAUAAUAAUGCUUGUACAGAAUUAAACUUUGAAUUCAUUUCUUGUGGUUCUUAGACUACAAUACUUGUUGGAUGAGAAUUAGUUUAAAGUUGACAUAGAGGAUUUGUUGUAACAUAAAAUUAUUAGAAUUGUUUCUCUGAACUAGUUGUAAUAAUUAUAUUGAGAACAGUGAACUCGUAUUUCUGCAGAAGUUAUUCCAUAUCACAGUUAUCUAUUCCGUCUUCAUUGAGAAAAAGUAUAUUACCUAUUUCAGGUAAUAAAUUACUUGUAGAAUUGCAUGACAAUAUUCUACAGUUUUUCUCCACCACAGGUUGUUGGUUGAGAACAGUGAUGUUUGAUUCCUCAGCAAAACCUGAACUUAAAGCUGUGGGGAAAGAUUGAAUGCAUGUUUAAAAUGAAGGCUGCAUUUAAAGGACUGUGUGAAUGUGAGUGACCAUUUUCAGUAGGUUGCUGAUGCUUGAUAUCAUACCACUGAGACACAUGUUCCAUUAUUUUGUUGUAUCUUAUUGUCCAAUUACAGAGGUCAGUUUGCAUCAGUUUAUUGUA